Amoebophrya sp. A25 is the source of this 3815-nucleotide messenger RNA. The record is from the annotation of a GenBank genome assembly. Lineage: Eukaryota; Dinophyceae; Syndiniales; Amoebophryaceae.
AGAUACUACUAGUCCACCAGCAGAAGUGCUACGUAAGUACUCGUCUCAACAAGGCCCCUCCUCCCCAAGAAAUGUCUAAAGCUGACCUCCCGGACGCACUCAUAAAAGUUCCGAUACUCAGAUAAGCACUAGUCCUCGUGGCUCUUACUAGUAGUUGAGUGCAUGUGAUUUUCGUUUCAUCGUGCUCUAGUUCCUAAACAUCACUACGAGUUGAUAAUAUCGACUCACCUGUCUUCGCUACACGUGCAUACCAGUCAAGUCUCGUUACUCCUUCAAAGCAGUCUACUUAUACCCUUACUUCUCUCUUACCACCAGUCUAACAAACACCACCAUUUUGUUCACAUCCAAGGUCUCACUCUUACAAACAUCUUCACCAACAAAAACAAAAUGGUAACGCUUCGUGCAGUUGCUCGUAUGGCCGGAAGGGCCAAGAUGGCGACCAACGUCAACCGCAAAGAACACGUACGACUGCGAAAAAGAUUCCUAGACUGCCUUCAUAUUUUUAGGGAUUAUCGAGAACAAGGGAGGUAUUCGUAAUCUUUUUCUUUCUCUUUGUAUUUUUCCAGUCGUAUGUCGCUUUAUGUAUCGUUGUAUGAUUAUACCGUCCUUUCCUCUGCUAGGACGCUAGCAUAUCAAGGUGACUUCGGCCCAGUUGCUCCUAUCGCACAAGCACACACUAUUUCAACAAUCACGCUAUCCUUCCAACAAACACUCCAUCUCUUCUCACAAUCUAUCCCUCCAUUCCCUUUCCCAUCGGCAACUCUUCCUCUUGUUCUCACGUCGGACGCCUUGUAAACCAAUGUUCCAAGAUUACUUCUCAAGGAUGAAUACUACCUCAGAAUACAUAUUCCCAGCAGGGAUGUCUUUCAAACAACUUGAACUCUCUCACUAGGCAUGCUUUUCAAACAAGGCAUGCACUUGAAGCAACACCCCACGAAUGGCUACACUAUUACUGCUACUCAUCUCCUCCUCAGGGACGCCUUUUACGUCCGCAUCCUUGAGUCUUUUGAUGUCAAAGAUUUGGAGGCGUUAGUAAAGAUGAAGACGGAGCACGACUUGACACAAGGACCCAUCAGUGUUUUUUUUCAGUGGUUCACGGAGGAAGAAGCAAGACGAGACUGCUUGGAUUUCGUCGAUUGGCUUAUCUUAUGGACCGUAAGUCGUAUUCAUUGAUUGAUGUGCUUAGAACAGGCACCGUGGUGGUCCUAUUAACAAUUGUAAAUCUUCAUGGGUGGAAACAUCUGUUUCCUCUUUUUUCUCUUAGAUUUAGUAGCUAGUCGUUCAUUCUAGGCAAAAAAGAAAUUGAAGAUUCCUAAUUGUACAGUAUAGGAUGUACUACCGCUAAUCAUCGAAGACGAAUUGAAGGUUCCCAAUUGUCCAGUAAUAAGGAUGUACUACCGCUAAUCAUCGAAGACGAAGAGAACCUCGCUACUCUGUCGAAAAGGGCAGGACACCGAGAAGCGCCAGUACGUAAAAAGAAAAAGAUAGACAUGGAGGCUUGGAUCAAGGAAUUUCAUCGUACUUUGUUUAUGUUUUGUUGAUCUUGAUCGACAAGGACGAAUUUCAUCGUAUGAUUUGUCCUUAUAAAUAGAAGCGAUGGUAUCCUGAAAUAGAGGAACGAAGACAUCACAAUGUAGGCGAAACGUGUAAGUGAACGCACAACACCAAGUCAAAAUCUCCUUUUAUUUCCCCAAAAGAACCCACCACAACCGUAGCCCCCAAGAGCACGCGACAAGCCUCCAAGGUUAUGACGUACGCCGAACUUGAGGCUAAGGACGAGGCGUACAGGCAGAGCUUAGAGGAUCAUUAUCAUGCAGAAGAAGCAAAGAAGCAGAGCUUGUUGGGACAACUGAAAAAAAUAUCGAUGGAGGAAGUUUUGGCAGUAUAGAUGUUGUUUUAGAUGAUCAACUUUUCUUGAGCGGACGUCAACUUCUCACAUAGAUAUUGCCUCGUAUCUAUGUGAGAACCUAUGAAGCAGUUUUGGCAGUAUGAGUAAUGCUAUGUUGUUUUCAGAUAGGCUAUUCUGAGCGUCUAAAAGGAAUAACGAUUUAAUCUAAGUCUUAAUCGUUGACCACACCAAAACCAAUUUUUAGGAUCUUCUCCCUUGACUACCCAUCUCCCAAGACUGAGUGUUACACUUUUCCUCUGCAGCGCGCCAAGGCUGCAGGCGAGAAGAAGAGGCAAGUGCAGGAGCAAUUGGAGGCCAGAGUUAGAGAAAGGGACCUCCAGCAGGAAGAACGGGAACGAUCGUUGCAUAACAAAUUGACGAACGCCUUCGAACGACAAGAACAACAGAAGCAAGUUACGCUGUUGACGGAGUGACUAAUUUAGAUCUACUUCUUCUAAAUCUACUUCUUCUUUGUGAAAUCAACAUUUGUUCUAGGGUAAUUUAGAGUGGAUGUGGAUUUGAAGAGGAAUUUCAAUUUUGAAGAACAUUCACCAUCGAUCUAGCUAUCCUCUUCUAGUUCGUAUGGAAGUUCUUUUUCUUUUUUUUUCUCCUGGGUCUGUCUUCUAAUUCAGAGCGAACCGGUAAGGCGCGAGCGGCUGUGCAGCUGUGGGAAGAGAGAAAGACAAAAGCCUUAGUACAGGCGAAGCUUGGUAAGCGUUUACUUGCAGUUGUAGAUUGGACACUUUUUCCUUCAAUUUCUUACACUGUUGAACAGAAACAAGAAUAUCCACUUUUACAUUUGUUUCCACUACAUUCUCCCCUAAACAAGAAUCAAAAAAAAAGAGAAGAACGUCUUAUCUACAAGUUCUCUCUAGUACAAUCCCUUUCUCCCCAAGAACUCAACGACUACGCAUCCUACAACCGCUUCUUCUCCAGAUCGUCGUGGCCCAGCAGCUUCAGUACCUACAUUACCCUCUGCCACGACGCGAGUAACCAGUGCCAAGCCCAGAGAACAUCCUGCAUUACGUGUUAGAAGAAGGGCAUUAGAAACCGAAGCUGGUCUAGCACGACGAGUCGAGUACACGCGGAGUUUAGUUAUAGCACCUUGUCCUUCUCUUCUUAGUAGAGUAACAAGUAGUCACCGCAGUAGACGACUGUCCUACUUGUAGAUAGAAAAGUAGUGGUAGUUGAUUCUAGAUUGGGAUUCAUUUCUCAUCAUAAUCUCAAAUUUUUGACUUCUUUGAUUGUCAUUUGCUGACCAAGAAUGGGAAUAAAUGAGAGUAAGACCAUCAUUUCAUUUUCAUUCCCUCUAAUCCGUAUAACUGUCGACCUGGCAGUGCACCUUCGUAUGCGAACUUGAAGCUGCCUGGUGUGCUGGGGGCAUCACCUCAAGAGCCGCGUGAACUCGCAAAAAGCAGGUACAGCAGUACAGUGAUUUAUGGGAAAGAACUUUCAUUUCUUUUAGACUACUUCUAAACUUCGAAGAUAAACUUUUCAACAUCCUGGGAAGAAUGACCUCUCCAUUUCAUCCCGUGAAGAGUGAUUAAUGAUCGGAUGGUAGUUAACGUCGUCCCCCUUUCAUACCCUCCGCGACAUAUUGAAGUACCAGGCGGAACGAAUGACAUGCAGUAAAGCAGGCAUACACGUUGCGAGCGAUAGCGUUUUUGCUGGAGGUUGAGGGUGGGAUGAGAUUGCAUGAAGAUAUGCGAUUGUUGUACUUACGUAAUUGUGGACGCUCACACACACAAUCACAUGAUGACGUCCUAUGCGAAAUGACUGUGCAUUUUUAGACGCCACACACUCCCAUGAUCAUCUUACUCAGGAGAACUCAAUAUCGUGGAAGAACAGGAUGUAAGUAAAGGUAUGGAGAGGGCCUUGAUCAAGAAGACGUGCGCAGGAGAGCGAGAGAAGAUUUUUUUUGCGCUGG